Megachile rotundata (alfalfa leafcutting bee) is the source of this 2689-nucleotide messenger RNA. It is a transcript of the gene Papss, whose product is annotated as 3'-phosphoadenosine 5'-phosphosulfate synthase. Gene Ontology annotation, biological process: sulfate assimilation; 3'-phosphoadenosine 5'-phosphosulfate biosynthetic process. Gene Ontology annotation, molecular function: adenylylsulfate kinase activity; sulfate adenylyltransferase (ATP) activity; ATP binding. Lineage: Eukaryota; Metazoa; Arthropoda; Insecta; Hymenoptera; Megachilidae. The record is from RefSeq and is a predicted model, not a curated record.
UACCAAUAAUUUCUUUUUACGGCGAGUAUUACAUUUUACUGUAAUUUAUUUCUAUUCUAGCUCAAUAAUGGGCAGUUUUUAACAUUAGUAAUAUAGAAAUAGGUCAAUCUAUGCUGCAGUUUGAUAUUUGUGAAUUUUUAAAUUUUAAUAACUUUCUAAUUUAUUUCGCGUUACGCAUUUUUGUAACCAAGGAAACCGCGUCCUUGUAUCCAUAGUGAAAGUAGAUUAUGGAGGGAAUUUUGUCUGCAGGAAAACAUUUUUGCGUAUGACCUCUUUAUGAUAUCUUUAUAUAUGUAUGCGUGCGUAUAAAAUUGAUAUACGUAUAUAAAUACAUCUUUUACGCCCUGUAUGAUUUAAAAAAGCAAAGUCUACAAAUAUUCGCGCCAGAUCUGUUAUUUGUUAAAGCGCUAGUGUCUAAAAUUGGUUCAUAGUACCGUUACAGCGUGCUUCGCAGCCGUAGGUGUAUGAAAAUUAUCUGUCACUGUUUCAACAUAUUCUUCAAAAUAUCUUGAUGACAAAUAUUAGGAAACUCAUUGUUGCUAUAACAUAAUUUGAAUUUAUCUUUUUAUGGUUAAUAAGAUCCCUUUCUUUCUAAAUGUGUAAUAUAAUAAAUUUUCAUCUUAUUUGACCAAUUGCCACGUAUAUACAUUGUUCAAGUCGUACAGUAAAUAUACAAAAUUGAAAAUAUAAUCAUGUCAAGUGAACCUUCUGAAAUUCCAAACAAACGAAUAAUGACGACUUGUUGCAAUGUAUCAGAACAAGCACAUCAUGUAUCAAGAGCAAAACGAGGGCAAGCAAUUGGAAGUGUAAGAGGCUUUAGGGGAUGUACAGUUUGGUUAACAGGACUUUCUGGUGCUGGAAAAACUUCUAUAGCUUUCCAAGUUGAAGCUGUUUUAGUUAAUCAUGGCAUUGCUGCCUAUGGUCUUGAUGGAGAUAACGUAAGGAGUGGUUUAAACUGCAAUCUUGGUUUCAGUAAAGAAGACAGAAAAGAAAACAUAAGGAGAGUAGCAGAAGUAGCUAAAUUAUUUGCUGAUAGUGGUCAAAUUUGUUUAUGUAGUUUUGUAUCGCCAUUUGAAGAAGACAGACAAAUGGCAAGACAAAUUCAUAAAAUGUCGGAUCUUCCAUUCUUUGAAGUCUUUGUUGAUACACCUCUUAAUGUUUGCGAAGCUAGGGAUACAAAAGGAUUAUAUAAAAAAGCACGUCAAGGGGCUAUUAAAGGUUUUACUGGAAUAGAUCAAAUGUAUGAACGACCAGUAAAUCCUGAUUUAGUGGUAACCACUGAAAACUGUACUCCAGAAGAAUCAGCUGCAACAGUUAUUGAUCUUCUGGAGAAACAGUGUAUUAUACCAGUGCUUCAAAAACCAACAAUACCAAUACGGGAGUUAUUCGUUCCAGAAUCACGAAUAUCUUCAGCCAAGAUAGAAGCAGCCUCUCUUCAGAGCUUAGAAAUUAGUGAAAUAGAUGUGCAAUGGCUGCAGGUUUUAGCAGAAGGUUGGGCUGCACCUCUCACUGGUUUUAUGCGGGAAGAUCAAUAUUUGCAGACUCAACAUUUAAAAUGUCUCCUUGAUGGAGAUAAGGAAGUUAAUCAGUCUGUUCCCAUAGUUCUUGCAAUACACACAGAGGAUAAGGAACGUUUGGAUGGACUUUCGGCUUUUACACUAAAAUACAAAAAUAAAGCUCUUGCAAUAUUACGUAGGCCAGAAUUUUAUUUUCAUAGGAAAGAAGAAAGAUGUGGAUGGCAAUUUGGUACUAACAAUUUGGGUCAUCCAUAUGUAAAGAUGAUUCAUGAAUCUGGAGAUUGGUUAGUAGGUGGUGAUAUUGAAGUUUUUAAAAGAAUUAGAUGGCAUGAUGGCCUGGAUAAAUAUAGACUCACCCCGAAUGAAAUAAGAACAAAAUGUAAAAAAAUGAAAGCUGAUGCUAUAUUUGCAUUCCAACUUAGAAAUCCUAUACAUAAUGGUCAUGCAUUAUUAAUGCAAGAUACAAAAAAGCAAUUAUUAGAAGAAAGGGGGUUUAAAAAUCCUGUAUUACUUUUGCAUCCUUUAGGUGGUUGGACAAAAGAUGAUGAUGUACCAUUACAUACAAGGAUUCUUCAGCAUGAAGCAGUACUUAAUGAAGGUGUUCUAGAUGUUAAUUCUACUUUAUUAGCAAUUUUUCCAAGUCCAAUGAUGUACGCUGGACCAGUUGAAGUACAGUGGCAUGCAAAAGCGAGAAUGAAUGCAGGUGCUAAUUUUUAUAUUGUUGGAAGAGAUCCAGCUGGUAUACCACAUCCUAAUAAAACUGCAACUUUGGAUGGAAAUCUCUAUGACCCUACUCAUGGAGCUCGAGUUCUUUCGAUAGCUCGAGGUUUGCAAAACCUAGAAAUCAUUCCAUUUAAAGUUGCAGCAUAUGAUAAAAAGCAUAAAAAAAUGUCCUUUUUUGAUGCAGAACGAAAGGAAGAUUUUGAAUUUAUAUCGGGAACAAAAAUGCGUAGUUUAGCAAAAUUAGGUGAAAAUCCACCUGAUGGUUUUAUGUCACCCAAGGCGUGGUCUGUUCUUGCACAAUACUAUCAAAAUUUAGAAAAAUAAAAGUCAUUCAGGAUUAUAAUUGAAUUCAACAUUCUAAAUUGACGUAUUUAAUAUAGUAGCAUUAAUAUCUUAAUUAUUAAAGAUAACAAGUAUGAUAAUAUUAAAAAUUGAUAUGGAUGAAAUUA